AUGGACAGUUACACGCACAUGAACGGCUGGAGCAAUGGCAGCUACAGCAUGAUGCAGGACCAGCUGGGCUACACACAACACCCGGGCCUCCACGCGAACUGUGCCGCGCAGAUGCAGCCCAUACACCGUUACGACGUGAGCGCCCUGCAGCACAACUCCGUGACCAGCUCGCAGACCUGCAAGAACUGCUCGCCCACCUACAGCACGUCCAACUCGCAGGCGCCCUGCCAGGCCGGGGACCUCCGGGACGUGAUCAGCACGUACCUUACCGGCGCCGAGGUGCGGGAACACGCCGCCCCAACCAACUUCACAUGGCCCAGCACUACAGGAGCGGCCCGGUGCCCGGCGCCCGGCACGGCCAUUAACGGCACACUGCCCCUCUCGCACAUGUGAGGGCCGGACAGCGAACUGGAGGGGGUAGAAAUUUUCGAAGAAAAACGAAGUAAAUGGGAGGGGUACAAAAGAGGAGAGUAGAAAACAGCAUGGAAAAAACCCGA
Symphalangus syndactylus (siamang) is the source of this 497-nucleotide messenger RNA. Its product is annotated as transcription factor SOX-2-like. NCBI's taxonomy places the organism in Eukaryota, Metazoa, Chordata, Mammalia, Primates, Hylobatidae. Gene Ontology annotation, biological process: regulation of DNA-templated transcription. The record is from RefSeq and is a predicted model, not a curated record.